AUGAGCACUAUCCAGAGCCUAAAAAAUUUCAUACGUCAUGGGAAACAAGCCCGCCUUGUCACCCCCCAUGCUGAGCCUACCACAAACAUCUCUGCGGUACAUGCUGAGCAGCAGCGCCAGCCCCAGGGUACAUUUUCUCCAGCUGCUGGCAAUUUAGAUGCCAUUGAUAGCAAAAUGGGGAGUGGUCAGCCUCACCAGUCGCAACAGUCGUCUCCUGACGCUCCCGCCGCCAAGAGGGCUCGCGAGGCCGAACUCGAACAGAUCAUCGCUGAAGAGAAGAGCAGUCGCUCCAAGAUGCCUAAAUACCCUGGUCUCGAGCGCUGGAUCUUGGUGGAGAAAAUGGGUGACGGUGCCUUCAGCAACGUUUAUCGGGCCAAGGACACCACUGGUGAAUUUGACCAGGUGGCUAUCAAGGUUGUUCGGAAGUUUGAGAUGAAUAGCACUCAGCGAGCCAAUAUCCUCAAAGAGGUCCAGAUAAUGCGCCAAAUUGACCACCCUAACAUCGUCAAAUUGAUCCAAUUUUCCGAAUCGCGCCAAUAUUACUACAUCGUCCUAGAGCUUUGCCCUGGUGGCGAGCUGUUCCACCAGAUUGUCCGCUUGACUUACUUUAGCGAAGAUCUUAGUCGACAUGUUAUUCUCCAGGUUGCCAAAGCCAUCGAGUACCUACAUGAGACCUCAGGUGUUGUACAUCGUGAUAUUAAACCCGAAAACCUUCUAUUUUAUCCCACCGAGUUCAUUCCUUCAAAGAAUCCUAAGCCGCGUCAGCCUGGUGAUGAAGACAAGGUGGAUGAAGGCGAAUUCAUUCCAGGAAAAGGCGCUGGUGGGAUAGGCGUGAUCAAGAUCGCCGAUUUCGGUCUUUCCAAAGUUAUCUGGGAUAGUCAGACAAUGACGCCGUGCGGAACCGUCGGAUAUACUGCCCCGGAGAUUGUCAAGGAUGAAAGAUAUUCCAAGAGUGUGGAUAUGUGGGCGCUCGGCUGCGUCCUUUAUACUCUUCUCUGCGGUUUCCCUCCCUUCUACGACGAAAGUAUCCAAGUUCUCACAGAGAAAGUUGCUCGAGGACAGUACACAUUCCUUUCCCCCUGGUGGGAUGAUAUCUCCAAGUCAGCCAAAGACUUGAUUUCUCAUCUUCUGACGGUAGACCCUGAUGAGCGGUACUCGAUCAAGCAGUUUUUGGCUCAUCCAUGGGUCCGACAGACCGAUGAGGAGACACAAGCCGCAUCGGAUGCCCCUCCAUUGAUAACACCUUCCGUCAAGGAGAUUCGCAAUCAACCGCUCGACGCAGUUGCAGCAGACCUCGCCCCAUACCCACCUGCAAGCGCUCAACUUACUGCCGGAGAUCGACCGAUGGACUUCCGUUCUCCUGGUGCGAUCAAUUUGCGGGAAGUCUUCGAUGUUGGAUACGCGGUUCACCGACAGGAGGAAGAGGGUAAGCGACGCAAAGCUGGUCGUGGAUUCCGUGGAACGAACCCAGCUUCUACAUUCCAAUCCGCACUCAAUCCGCUCAACGAAGACUACGACAGUGACGAUGCAAUGGCAGUUGAGGAAGAAUACCCUCCAGCUAAGAUGCAAAAGUCCUCGAAUCCCAGUGAUAUCGCUGCUAUGGAGGCCAAAAUGCGGAAUACCAACCUGGGCGCCAAUAGCCACGCAGCACAGGCGCGGCAGUCCCAUCAACCCCGACAACAGGGCUACGGGCAGCAUAGCGCUAGUGUUGCAGCUGCCGCGAAGAAGAAUAUGGCCCGCAACGCUCGGCAACCGUUCGAGCUCAGCUUAGACAAUGCGACCCUGCUUGAGAAGCGAGGCAGAAGACACCAAGAUCAACCAGUUGCAUGA
Messenger RNA from Aspergillus calidoustus, 1830 nucleotides. The record is from the annotation of a GenBank genome assembly. Lineage: Eukaryota; Fungi; Ascomycota; Eurotiomycetes; Eurotiales; Aspergillaceae.